CAUUCCCCUCCCUCCUUCCCUAAUUUUCUCCCCCAGCUGGCUGGAUGGCCGCUUGUUCUACGCCCACAAGCCCUUGCGAAAGAUCGCCGCUCGCAUCCUCAUCCGCGCCUCGGAUCGCUCGUCUCGCCAAGCACCACGGUAGCGUUAGAUCAGUCUAUUCUCACAGAGGACUUGACAAGCGCAAGAAAGGGACGCUCUUGUAUAGCAGCAAGCACUGGGCUGGCUCUCCUCGAGGAUCGGGCAGGCCUCGCGUCGCGGUGCCCAUCGGAGAGGUCGGCGAUGCUCUCAUCACUAACAGUGGCCUUCGGGCUUCCGACACGCUGCUCGUCGUUAACUUUGGACCGUACUUGCGGCGCUUGCCGAUCAAACGCGUUUGUGUAUGGGCAACAGUGGCACUGGUCCUCUUCCAACUACGAGAUUUCGUCGGGGUGAUAAUGGGAACCAUUGUGCUAUCGAUGAUUGGAAAUACUUUCAUAAGCUGGGCAGAAGAGUACUUGCCCGGGAGGAGGCGGUUUUUAAUCGCGACCAUGUAUGUCGUGAUCAUCGCCGUGCUAACGGGACUUGGUAUCAUGUACAUACCGAGGUUGCUCCAGGAAGGUGCCAAUAUCAUUGGUCGCAUUCAGCAAAGCGAGAACCCCUACAGCCUUUUAUCCGAGAAACUCAAAAGCGCUCUGGGAGAGAAUGUGACCGAUCAACUGGAAAGAUUUCUUCUUGCCGUGAUGAGGCCAGACUCCGUCGUCCGGGAGUCCAUGGCCGGUAACACCGCUCAAAGGUCCAUAAUUUUUCAGCAGUUGAUAAAGGAGUACUCAGGAGCGAUGGUAGCUUGGCUAGCAACUCUCAUCUCUGCAACAAGUCGUUUCGCACUGCAGAGUUUUGUUAGUUUAAUAUUUUCCUUCCUCUUUGUCUGGGAUGCGCCUUCUGUAAAAGCAGGUAUCCAAUCGCUGAAACAAACUAGGCUCUCUGUUGUAUAUGAGGAGAUAGCACCUGUGGUGGCCACAUUCGGGCAAAUUUUUGGAAAAGCUUUACAGGCACAGAGCACCAUCGCAUUGGUAAACACAGUUUUGACAAGCUUAGGCCUCCUGGCGUUGAGAGUGUCUGGAGUAGGAUGGCUUUCAUUGCUGGUGUUCUUGUGCUCCUUCGUACCCGUGGCGGGAGUUAUAAUCUCGACGGUUCCCAUUGGAAUUGUAGCUUUUGUGGAGACUGGAUUCUUACAACUGAGCUUGGUGGUUUUGAUGGUAAUACUCAUUCACGCUUUGGAAGCGUACGUGCUAAAUCCUGCAAUAUAUUCAGCUCACCUGAAACUACAUCCUCUUCUAGCAUUGGGUGUCUUGGUUUUUGCGGAGCACGCCCUGGGGGUGUGGGGAUUGAUUGCAGCAGUGCCAAUGGCUGUGUUUUUCAUCGAGUACGUUAUCAAGAGAAAUUCAUGCUACCAAGAGAAUGUCUAAUCCAUUUGUCUAUAAUAACAAUAGAAUUACUCAGCAAAUAGGUUUUUUCAACCUUAA
Molecule: messenger RNA, 1502 nt
Organism: Selaginella moellendorffii
Lineage: Eukaryota; Viridiplantae; Streptophyta; Lycopodiopsida; Selaginellales; Selaginellaceae
Product: putative transport protein YdbI
Exons: 10
Coding region: 45-1445 (466 amino acids)
Biological process (GO): transmembrane transport
Source: RefSeq, a predicted model, not a curated record